Molecule: messenger RNA, 1215 nt
Organism: Contarinia nasturtii (swede midge)
Lineage: Eukaryota; Metazoa; Arthropoda; Insecta; Diptera; Cecidomyiidae
Exons: 2
Coding region: 19-1074 (351 amino acids)
Source: RefSeq, a predicted model, not a curated record
AGUGGAAAACGUUCAACAAUGUCUGAUUUGAAGAAAUUAACUGCUGAGCUCGACUGCGAGUUGGAAUCAAUUUUGACUAAUUCCGAUGGAAGUGAUGAAGUCACGAUAUAUUUGAGAAAUUAUCUUCGAUAUUCAUUGCUUCGACGCUAUUUAAAGUGGUUACUUUGCAUUUCGAUUGUUAUCGCAAUUUUAUGUGCAUCAAUUUAUUACAUUCCGUUUUUAAAUUGGAAUGCAUCGGCCAUUGGACGGUUGGCACUCAUUAAACUUGUAUUACCGUAUUAUGAUUGGCAGCAUUUGUAUCGAUCGAGGUGUUUAAUCGAACAAGCUAAAGAAGACAAAUUUACAUACAAAGACGAGGCCAAAGGAUACUAUGAAUUUAAUAAGGAUAAAUGCGCCAUUUGUGAAAAAUUGAGUGGCAUCGAUAGAAUUUCCAGCACCACGUAUGCCACUUUACAAAGUGUCUAUUUGUCUCGCGAUAAUCCGGUGAUUAUAGAUGAUUCUCACGCCGUGUGGCCGAAUCAGCCUGAUGUAUCCGAGAAUUUUAUCGAAUUUUUAUUCGAUCUACCAGAUCUUAGAAACUCAAUUCCGUGUAACAUUGGAACCAAUCUCUUACAAGUUCGUUCUGGAAACUCGCCAAAGCUACAACAUCUCUUGCGUCAAAUGUCAAAAAUCGAUUCAAAAGGCUGGUUUUUACAUUUUCGUAAUUGUGAUUUUGAUGCUGUAAAAUCGAGUCGUUUAAUUUUCCCAUUAAAACACCGUCCAUAUUUCAUAUCAUCACAUUUACCACCAUUUCACACCAGUUGGAUUUUACUCUCAAAACACUACAACAUAUCUACCGAAAAGCAUUUACCCGUAAAGGACUUGGUGAUCGUUCUACAAAUGAGUGGAACACUAAGUGGUCGACUCACCGUUCGUCGUGAUUGUAAAGAAAUCUGUUCGGAUCAAAUGCUCAAAUUGAAUGCAGGCGAAUCAUUGGUAUUUAAUGCUCAAAUGUGGGAUUUUUAUUAUAUUCAUAACAUCAAUUCACAUGCCAACUUAACGAUUACUACAAUUCAUGAAAUUCAGAUUGAUUAAGAGUGAAAAAGAAGAAUUAUGAAGAAAAAAAACACAAUUUGAAUAUUCUUCUGAAGAUCAAUAAAGAAAAAUAAUAAUGAAAUGUCCCAUAAAAAAGGGAAAUAAUAAAAAAAAGAUUUGUUUUUAAACUUAACUAAAAUA